AUGGAGUUUGAAGACAGCAACGGCAAUGGCACCCUGCCAGGUGAUUUCUGGCAUGGUCAGGUCGACGAACAAGUCGAAUACAACAUCGACUGGACGCAUUUGGACACACUGAUCUCCAUGGAUUGUCUGCUCACGGUUACGAACGGGAAUCUGAAAUGGAAGUCGACACCUUCUGCACAGAACGCAGAGAAGCUUGGCGAAUGCGGCAAAGAAACCAUUUCGGUUAAGCUCAAAGUCUCCAAAGAGACUAUUUCGCCACUGAUGUACAAGUACUUGAAGCUCGAAUUUCAUCUCUACGAGGCAGGCCUGCCUGACACCCAGGUUGCAGAGGCCCUCAUCUACUUCCGAGACAUGGAAAGCAUCACGGCAGGCUGCUUGUCUCUCGACGAUCGAGCGAAGGCGCUGAAGCAGCACAGCCCAGAAGCUGUGGCGUGCCUCGAUCUGAUCAAGGUCUCUUUCGAGACAUCCCAGAUCACUUUCAACAUGUCAACCCUGCAACGCCUCCUGGUGCAGGGCUUCGACAAGGCCGAGGAACGCAAAGAAGGAAAUGUUCGCCACGGGAGCCGAUACGACGAUUUGACUGCUCUGAUCAACAGCCUUCAGUCCCAAGACCCCAAAGGUAUCAUCCAAAUCGACCUUUUGCUCGUCAAGCCUUUCCUCCGAGGUGGAAAACAGUGGGAGGAGACCCUGAACAACGUGUUCGAAUUAGCACACAGAACGGAUCGGACUGAAGAUCAGAUGGCCCAAUGGUUUCCAAAAAGCGCUGAAAGUCACGAUAUGCCUCUCGAACACGUCCCCAGGGCCACCCUUCCUCGGGGACUUCCCAGGCAGGACCCACUGGUGCGUUUUCGCAACGAGGACCAGUACUUGGUCACCCAGAUUGUCGGUGCCGCAAACAAAGCAGAGGUGUCCGCCGUCAAUGCGCUUCACAAUCCUGCAUCCACCAAAACCGCACUCAUUGGAGAUCAAAGCGUCGAGGCUUUCCGGUAUUUGCAGGCGUUCAAACGUAAUGUGAGAACACGCUCCGUCAACUUUCUGGAGAAGUUCCCAGUCCUCCUCGCACUUACUCAGUCGGACGGCAAUCAAUCGGCGUUGUCUGAAUGUCCCGAGCAAAUUGUCUCGCAGUACCUGAAGCUGGACUCAGCCAAGCAAUCGGUCAUCAGUCGACUCAAUGACCUGCCUGCUGGCUUGGCCUUUAUUUCAGGAGUCGCUGGGUCUGGAAAAACCGAACUGAUCAAGUUCAUUAUUGCAGCAUGCAUCUUCGGACAAGGAGCCGCCAAGCCCGUUCCAGCAUUGUAUCUUGCUCCGAACAACCAGGCAGUGGACGACAUGGCCAAUAAGUUUCAAGAUUAUUUUGAAAAAUUGGGUCUGGAAGGUGCCCCAGUCAUCAUGCGUCUGUACAGUUUGGACUUUGAGGUCAAGUCUGUCACUCGUGCUCUUGCUCUCGGCCUUGGCACCUCUUACCAGUACUUCGACGAAGAGAAAGCUCAAGGAGAGAUCAAAGAAAUGGAUACGGAGUCAGGGAAGGAAGACUUGAAAGGCCGAGCACACCAGUUCCUUACCGCUUAUCAGCUUGAGAGAAUGGGUUACGACUUGAACCAGCAGAACAAGAGUCGCUCCAAGCGAAUUCGGUCAACCAAUGUGUCCGCAGAUACCGCCGCCAUGGCUUACUACCAGACGCACAUCGAGAAGUACCGCGAUCUUCAGGAUAUUCUCAUCAUCAGCGAACAGGAUGGCAGUCUGAGUGACGAUCAGCUCAGGGAGGUUCGAAUCUUAGUCAAGGAACUUUUUCACGACAUGCUCUCGGACUUCAAGGGCAUUAUUUGCACAACUUCGGUUGUCUCUGCCAAUGUAACGGUACGACGUUUUAAGGCCGAACUGGUGUUCACAGACGAAGCUGCACGGCAAUCCGAACUUGGCUCACUCAUCAGUAUUGCUCACUACCAGCCUCAUGCUUGGUUCUUCCUGGGAGAUACAGCGCAGCUCAAGCCUUACGUCGGUGAGGAUUCUAAGGCAACGGACAAUCCAUUCAUCAGACAAAUGUCUUUGUCUCUACUCGAGAGAGCAGUCUUGGCCGGUGUCGAGCUGGGUUGGUUGGACAUCACUCAUCGCCUUCGGGGCAACCUUCGCCCGCUGCCGUCGAAAAUUCAUUACGGACACCGCAUGCAGAACAACGGUAUCCCGGGUUGGAAUUGGCCGCCUUCGACAGUUGCAUUUGCAGCCGAGAUGAGAAAACUACUCGCCCCAUCGGCAAACACUUUGUACUCAACCCGAGUGGUCGUGCAGAUCCCUUUUGCCAGGGCGACUCUGGAUGGGACCUCAUACAAAAACAUCACGCACGUGCGAUGGGUACUUGAUCAAGUCAAGAAGAUGUUGCAAAACCCGGAGCUGACAGAGAUCGACUCGAAAAGGAUGGCCAGUAUUCUUAUCCUGCCUUUGUACAAGGCACAGGUUGACCUGUACCGGGAGAAGCUGCACAACGAGCGGAUCCAGAAGAGAAUCUCAGACGAACACUUCCGAAGAAUUGAAGUCCGGACCCUUGACUUUGCUCAGGGCGAAGAGCGAGACGUUGUCAUUGUCGAUUACGUGCAGACGCACAAGGCCGGAUUCUGUGUUGACCCAAACCGCAACUGCCUGGCCACGACUCGAGCAAAGCAAUGCGAGAUUCUCAUCAUCAACGCCGGAAUGAUCAACUCUACACGAGCCCAGAACAGCAAGGUCGGACAGAUUCUGGCAGAAGCCACCGAACUCGGAAUUGUCUUGAAGGUAUCAUCGUGCAGCAACUGCGAGGACCCAAGCCACAAGGAAAAGGACUGCCCUAGCUUGCGUUGCAACCAUUGUGGCCAACUCGGUCAUACCCAAGUCACCUGCCAGAAUCGACUUGUGUAA
Molecule: messenger RNA, 2889 nt
Organism: Colletotrichum higginsianum IMI 349063
Lineage: Eukaryota; Fungi; Ascomycota; Sordariomycetes; Glomerellales; Glomerellaceae
Product: Nonsense-mediated mRNA decay protein 1
Exons: 2
Coding region: 1-2889 (962 amino acids)
Biological process (GO): termination of RNA polymerase II transcription
Cellular component (GO): nuclear body
Molecular function (GO): zinc ion binding; helicase activity; transcription termination site sequence-specific DNA binding
Source: RefSeq, a predicted model, not a curated record